This is a messenger RNA of Lotus japonicus, 1829 nucleotides long. Its product is annotated as transcription factor bHLH122. The transcript has 7 exons. Gene Ontology annotation, biological process: regulation of transcription by RNA polymerase II. Bases 346 to 1590 code for a protein of 414 amino acids. Lineage: Eukaryota; Viridiplantae; Streptophyta; Magnoliopsida; Fabales; Fabaceae. The record is from RefSeq and is a predicted model, not a curated record. Gene Ontology annotation, cellular component: nucleus. Gene Ontology annotation, molecular function: DNA-binding transcription factor activity, RNA polymerase II-specific; protein dimerization activity; RNA polymerase II cis-regulatory region sequence-specific DNA binding.
CCACAGCAACUAAAUGGGAUGCUACUAUAUUUUAUAAUAACCCCUUUCUCUUGAACCUUCCCUUCCCUUAUUAGAAGCACACACCAUCUCCACCACCACCACCACCACCACCACCACUCUCACCACCACUGCACGCAACCACAAAUCCAACCUCAUCUAGUGCAGACACACACCAAAGGAAUUGACUGAAAACAGAGGAUUUCAAAGGGUUAGGAUAAUCUGAGGAGAGGGUUUGGAAUUUGGAAGAUUAAUCUGGAAGAUAAGAAUAAAGAUUGAAACUUUGGUUUGUUUUUUUUUGGAAAUUCAGCACGCUUGUGAGUAGAAGAGUGGAAGAGGAGGGAGAAAAUGGAGUCAGAUCUUCAGCACCAUGCUCCUCUGUUUCUGGAUCAUCCACAGCACCAGCAGCAGCAGAUGAAUUCUGGGUUGUCACGGUACAAAUCAGCUCCGAGUUCGUAUUUUUCGAAUAUCAUUGACAGGGAUUUCUAUGAGGACCUCUUCAAACGCCCCUCGAGCCCUGAAACCGAGCGAAUCUUCGCCCGGUUAAUGAAUAGUCUUGGUGAUAGUGAUGGUGAUGGUGCUCCUGCUGAUGCAGAGGAUUCACUUGUUGCUCAGAAUCUCCCAAGUGUUCAGCAGCAACAGCAGCCGCUGCAGCUGCCUGCUGUGAAGGAAGAAAUUGACCAACAAUCUCAAGCUAUGCCAUCCAUGAGUACUCAACCUGUAGUUCUUCAACAGCAGCAGCAGCAACAACAACAACAACAGAACCAGAACCCAAGCAACAUCAAUAGUUUUCAGAAUCUUUACCCAAGCUCUGGAAGACCACCUUUGCCGAACCAGAUGAAGACAGGUCGUGCCAAUCUUAUCAGACAUGGUAGCUCACCUGCUGGAUUGUUUGCAAACAUUAACAUUGAAACUGGCUAUGCUGCUAUAAGAGGAAUGGGAGCUUUUGGAGCUGGUAGUAACAAGACCGAGGAAGCAGCCUUUUCUCCUUCAGCGCGGCUGCAGAAUCCACCAAACUACUCAUCAGGGUUACUGUCUCCAAGAGCUGAAAUUGGAAGUAAAAGCAACACGCAAAACAAUCCAGAAGCUGAAGGUUUUGCUGAGACAAGGGGGAAUGAAUUCCCAGGUUUUCCAUGGGAUGAUUCUGCAGUCAUGUCUGAGAAUUUGAGUGGUCAAAAAAGAUUUAGAGAUGAUGAUGUAAAACCAUUUUCUGGUUUAAAUGCAGCUGAAAGUCAGAAUGAAACAGGAGGCCAGGCUCCUGCACCUUUGGCUCAUCACAUGAGUUUGCCGAAUACUUCAGCGGAAAUGGCAGCCAUUGAGAAGUUUUUGAAGUUCUCAGAUUCUGUUCCAUGCAAAAUUCGUGCUAAGCGGGGAUGUGCCACUCACCCAAGAAGCAUUGCAGAGAGGGUGAGAAGAACUAAAAUUAGUGAGCGAAUGAGGAAACUUCAAGAUCUUGUCCCCAACAUGGAUAAGCAAACAAAUACAUCAGACAUGUUGGACUUAGCUGUUGAUUACAUUAAAGACCUUCAAAUGCAAGUUCAGACUCUUUCAGAUUGUCGCGCAAAGUGUACGUGUAAACACAAGCAGCAAUGAUGGAAAAAAUGAGAAGAACCUGAGUUAUUCUAUGUACAGAUAUCGUAAUAAUGAUAUAUUAAUAAUAGUUUGAUCUAGAAACUAGAGCAGCUUUCUUAUAUAAUUAUUAUUAUGUAGCCACUUAUUCCGCGAUAGCAUAUAAAAGUUGACUUGUAAGAUCCAAUCAAAAUUUGAUGCCACAUGUGCAAAAGCAUGGUGUACAAAAUUUUGUGAUAAUGAAGUUUAUGUCGUUAAUCUAA